AUGGAGAGGAUACGAGUCAGCAAGGUUGAAGAUGUUGCUCUCUGGCGAAGGGGCGUACGUUUCGAUGGCACUCUGCACCUCAUGCCCCACCAUAUGGUCUUCAGUUACAUACCGCCGCUCCCUGCAGGCUCCCCUCCUCCCGCGAAGCCACCUCGACAGAAGGAAGUAUGGAUAACAUAUCCUAUGAUAUCCUACUGCGUACUACGCCCAUCUCCGCCCGCCUCACACCAGCUGCCCUCGAUCCGGAUCCGUGGCCGAGACUUCACCUUCUUCGCCUUCAACUUCGACGACGAGAAGAAAGCCCGCGACGUGUACGACACAAUUCGAGGGCUUUCGUGUAAAGUCGGUCGACUAGACAAAUUAUUGGCCUUCUCCUACCAGCCAAAACCCCCAGAAGACAAGCUAGAUGGCUGGCAGAUAUAUGAUGCGCGGCGGGAAUGGAAGCGACUAGGCAUCAGUCCCAAGGACACGGAGAAGGGGUGGAGGAUAUCAGAGAUCAACAAAGACUAUAAAUACUCCCCGACCUAUCCCUCCCUUCUCGUUGUCCCCACAAAGAUCUCAGAUAAUGUCCUCAACUACGCAGGCAACUACCGCUCGCGUGCCCGAAUACCUGCCCUCGUCUACCGCCACCCCAUAAACAAUUGCUCCAUAACACGAAGCUCACAGCCAUCGCCGGGAAUCCGCGGAAACCGGAGCCCGCAGGAUGAAAAGCUCGUAGCAGCUAUUUGGGCAACCAAUAGUGGGUGGAAAGCAUCACAAGCCUCUACGCCUUCGAACCCGGCUGGCGGAAGCCCCGAGUCGAGCGUAAUCAAUCUUACGGAAUCCAGUGCUAAUAGUUCGUUUGUGGGAGUAGUUGAUGCCGAAGCCGUCAAUUCGGGGCGAACUAUCGUCGACGACCUCACGGAUUCCUCCGAAGCCGAGACUGACGCUCCGAAAGUCUACGGGGCACAGCAGCGGAAUAUGAUUGUCGAUGCGAGACCAACGGUCAACGCGUAUGCUAUGCAAGCUGUAGGACUGGGGUCAGAGAAGAUGGAAUAUUAUCCCGGAGCGCAGAAGGCAUUUCUGGGUAUUGACAACAUCCACGUCAUGCGCAAGUCUUUGGACACUGUUAUCGAAGCCAUCAAGGAUUCCGAUAUCACCAACUUGCCGCCAAAUCGGAAUUUGCUAAUCAAGAGCGGUUGGACAAAGCAUAUGACUAACAUACUGGACGGAGCUCGGUUGAUUGCGGAGACUGUGGGGAUAAUGCAUUCGCACGUCUUAAUUCAUUGUUCGGACGGGUGGGAUCGGACCAGCCAACUCAGCGCCCUGAGUCAGAUAUGUCUAGAUCCGUACUACCGCACGUUGGAAGGAUUCAUUGUGCUAGUAGAGAAGGACUGGUUAUCGUUCGGUCACAUGUUCCGUCAUCGCUCCGGUUAUCUCAGCAGCGACAAGUGGUUCCAGAUUGAGAAUGAGAGGAUAGAUCGGCGGUCUGAUUCCCCUGGAGGUGGUAAUCCAUUUGAAAACGCGCUUCGCGGUGCCAAAGGUCUUUUUAAUCGUCAAAACGAAUCCAGCGAAUCGCUCACCCAAUUGCCUGAAGCGAACGGAGGCGAAAUGCAAUUAGUCUCCGACGCAAUUCCUCCCGUAGAUGGUACUGGUGCCAGUGCCGUGAUACCUACACCCACCACCAUUGGCGCAGCCGAAGAACAUCGUAUAACCAAAGUCAACGAACUCUCACCCGUAUUCCACCAAUUCCUAGACGCUACUUACCAGCUUAUGCACCAACACCCAACCCGCUUUGAAUUCAACGAGCGCUUUCUCCGCCGUCUUCUGUACCAUCUAUAUUCCUGCCAAUAUGGCACCUUCCUCUUCGACAACGAAAAAGAACGCACAGAAGCCCGCGCCGCGGAACGAACACGGAGCGUAUGGAACUAUUUUCUGUGCCGAAAAGAGGAAUUCCUUAACCCGAAAUACGAUGCUGUUGUCGACGAUAACGUUAGAGGGCAGGAACGUAUCAUUUUCCCCGAAAAAGGUAGACCGGCUAGAUGGUGGGCUGAAGUCUUUGGUAGGCAGGAUGACGAAAUGAACGCGAAGGUUCCAUUGUUCACGCCCCAGGGUAGUGGGUUAGGGAGUCCGUCGAAUGGUAGAAGCACGCCUGUUCGGUCGGGUGCGAACACGCCGGUGCUGCAAGAGCCGCUGGGGAAGGAACCCGUGGUGACGGGCACGGAGUUUGCGGAAGUUGCGACAGGUGCGGGCUCGACGAUCCAUCCGAAACCGAUGGCCGGUGUUGGUUCUGAUGCUGGUGCUGGGGUUUCUCUUCCAGGUGCAGCGGCUUUCAGCCAGAAUUUAGGGCAGAACUUGGCGGCUGGGAUGGCGAGCUUGGGACUUGGAACGAUGGAGAGGGGGAAGAGUCCUAGGAGGAGUAUGGAAAGGAGUCCUGGGAGGAGGCCAAGAGAGGAGAUGGAGGUUGAGAUGCAGUGA
Messenger RNA from Lindgomyces ingoldianus, 2457 nucleotides. RefSeq names its product phosphatases II. NCBI's taxonomy places the organism in Eukaryota, Fungi, Ascomycota, Dothideomycetes, Pleosporales, Lindgomycetaceae. The record is from RefSeq and is a predicted model, not a curated record. The transcript has 3 exons. Bases 1 to 2457 code for a protein of 818 amino acids. Gene Ontology annotation, biological process: dephosphorylation. Gene Ontology annotation, molecular function: phosphatase activity.